AAGAGAAGAAGAAGAAAAAAAAACAUCAGCCCGAUCUCCACUGAUCACUGAUCUUUAGUCUGUGUCGCCGUCUGUCUGGUGACUGGAAAUUCACAAAAAAGGAAACUGAUCCCAGGUCAGUAAGCAGAUGAAGGUGUUUGCCAAAAGUAAUGAGAACAAUUUCCGUUUCUCUCCUGGAUCCUGCAGGCAGCUGCUGCUCUGUCACAUUCAGACACCAGCUAUAAACACAAGGUUCAGUCAGACCACAGGACAGUUCAGCAGCUCCCACUUCCUCAUCGAGAGUCGAAGCCGAGCAAGCGAGCGAGGGAACGAGCGAACAUGAGUGACUUCCUGUGACGCCUCUGUGUCUCUGGUCAAUAAGUAUCGUCACAUCACUCUUGCUGCCGCAUGGAAAGACACAUCGUCGCAUCAAGAGGGAAGCUCUCUGCUAGAUCUACGCUGAAAGUGGAUUCAGAGUUGCUCGGUUAAUAAUAGACGGCGUUGGAAGGCUGUGAUGCUGGUUUCAUGCAGAUAGAGUUGUGUUUUGAGGAUUUUUCAGCCAUGUUACAGCAGUCAGAGCUCAUUUUUGACUUUGCCAGUGACCAUUUUGCCAUGCCACAGCUGGGGGGUCACUCAGAUUACCCUGCAGUGAUUGUGGAGCAGGUUCCACAUCCUCAUCUGUUCUCAUAUGCAGGUCUGGCGUGUGAACAGUCGCAGGAGGAGGAGGAGGAUCACCAGCAGCUGCUCAGAGUGGAGACAUGUGAAAGUGGAGAGGAGGAGAUCAUGGAGACACUUGUUGCCGCCGACUCGCUUCUCAACAUGGACUGCGCCGACACCCUCUCCAUGGAACACUACUCCCAGACCUUCCUGCCAUCGCUGGGUGACGUCAUCACCACUCCUGUUACCCAGGUGACCGUGUCAGCAGAGGGGGUUGUGGGAGCUGUUGACCAGCCACACUGGCACUCGUUACACACAAAGAAACCUGCUGCACAGCUGCAGUCCAAAAAGAGAAGUAGAAAACCUCGGCACCGGAGGGCAGAGUCUCCAACACCAGAUAUUACAGUAAAGAAGGACAAAUACAACAAAGGAGGAAACACCCUUUACCUGUGGCAGUUCCUGAUGGAGUUGCUGCAGGACAGACAAGUCUGUCCCCGCUAUAUCAAAUGGACGAAUCCUCACGCGGGGAUCUUCAAGCUGGUCAACUCGAAGGCCGUGGCCAGGCUCUGGGGAAAACACAAAAACAAGCCAGAUAUGAACUAUGAGACAAUGGGCAGAGCACUCAGGUACUACUACCAGAGGGGCAUACUGAAUAAAGUCGAAGGCCAGCGCCUCGUCUACCAGUUCACCUCUCUGCCCAAAGACAUGAUUUACAUCACAGACGGAGACGGCAUCAAAGAUGAAGAAGACGACGACAUCAGUGGCAACGAUGACGUUGUGAGUGACGACUCUGACAGUGAGAUAUCGUCCAGCGACCAAUCAGUGGAGGAGGAAGAUGAUCACCCACCGCAGAAGAAAAUGUCGUCCGUCUCUGUCCGAGCCGCAGCUUCACAUCGCGCCAGGUCGGCUCCCAGACCCACAGCUCAGCGCGACACCGUCCUGCGACCCGCCAGCACCAGCCUGAUCCAGGAGCAGCAUUUGCCUAUUGUGUCUGCUGAGAUGCUGCGGACGCUCCAGAACCUGCAGAAGGUCCAGUCUCUGCAACCCGCUGGCCACGCCUCGGUCUUCAAAACAGCUCAGCUACUGGGGAGCCUGUGUGAGCGACAGGCUGCUGCUGAGGUGGCUGUAGACAGUGAAGGUGCAGCGGAGACGCAUGAGAAAAGGUCACAUCCAGGACAGAAAACUCCACAGCUGGUGCCUCUAACAAGCUCUGACCAAUAGAACCAAUAGAACAGACCCAAACCACACAGAUGCCCAUACACUCCACUGACUCAGGACCACUUACAGAGCCGCACUUUGCUACGGCAGCGGCUGCACACCAGUGCUGAUAUUUGUGGAAGUGUUGAUCUAGAAUUGAGUUUGUAUUGGAAAGCAUGUCAUGAAUUGGAAACAAACGUGAUUCUAGAUCAGUGCCUCCAUGUGACAUCUCGCAGGAACCAAAAUCUAACUGCCUUCUUGGUAAAGACAGACUAUAAAAGCUGUUGUCCUUUAAUUCAGCCUUUCUCUGUAGCCCUUAACUACACAAAACACCAAAGACAGACAUGCACUGGAAUCCAGAGCCUCUCUGCACCUUCUGCAGACACAUCCCCUGCUUGCACUUCAGCUCCAGUGUCAUGGAGCCAAUUAUCUGAUCACACUGUGCCCUUCUUCUCUGCCUUUACUCUUGCUCUCUUCCACUUUGUUAUGUGUCUUUUUUUAUGCUAUCACAUGCUCGAUCAUUCCUUUGCCUUAAAAGUGGCUUUGCACUAAUGUUUAACCCUGCUGUACGUUUCUUCUCUAAGUGCCUCGGUCCAUUCAGUCCCGGCUUCCUCUAUUCCUUAUAAUCAUGAAGUUAUUAAGGGAAAACAUUCCGUGUUAUUGUUGUUUUUUUUUUAUGAUUACUGCAUUGUGUUUGUGACAUGUUGAAAACAAGGGAUCACUGUUAUUUGUAGAAUAGUAGUUUGGCACUGUUUCUGUUUUUAGUUUGUGUAUCUGCACGGCGGGCCUUUCUUUUCUUGACAAUCACCAGUGAAAUAGUCUUGUGGCCAUCUUGCCGCCUCUCGUCGUAGUGCUACUAUUUAACCGUUCUGCAAUGCGCACAUUCUGUUGAGUUAUUGCACGUAUAUAAAUGCAUUUAUACCUGAAAUUCUAAAUCAUUGAUAUCGAUGUGUGUGUUGUAUGUUAUAUGCUGUAUGUGAAAGUGCUUCGUUGCCAUUUUCUCCCUCAGGUUUAUAAACUUUUUUUUUUGUGCUGCACAGAAUAUACACUCUAUGCAAAGAGUGAAGAAACUGGUCCUUAAUAGUGAAGUUGAUAGUUCAGUUUUUCCUCUUCAGUUAGUUCAGCCUUAACAAACCAGCCUGCAGAGUUCACCUUAACACCAACUGAAAACUGACUUUGCAAGGAUUAGGCUGGUUUCUGUCAGUUAACCUUUUAGGAGAUGCUUAUACUGUAACUGUGCCUUUGUCUGCUGGGAGCUCCUAUGCAAAACUGCCUUUUAAAGCCUUUAUUUUAAACUCCUGUCACUUUGCUUUAUCUGCAGGUCUCUUGAUGCUGAUUUGUAAACUUGUAGCCGAGAGAGAGGUGAAGUUUCUGUUGCUUUUUUUUUUCUCGGCUUGUUUGCUUUCACGCAGUCCGGAGGUGUUGAAUAGAAUGAUGGCCUAGUAUAUGAAUAAACUUAAAUUUGUUGUUGUCUGUGUAAAACGCAACCUCAACUCUUUUAUUGACGCGUGUACGAAUGGGUGACGCAUUCAGAGAAAACCGACAUAGAGCGCGUUAGCGAGGUGUUAGGCCACCGCAUGCUGCCAGAGCUGCUUCACAGCAUGUGAGUCACAGCAUUUUCAAACCAUUCAGUGACCCCUUGCGUCCUAUAGAUGGGGGCGUUAUCGUCCUGGAAGACACCACUCCUGUCAAGAUAGAAAUGAUUAUUCAUGGGGUAAAACUUGGAGGAGCUUUGUGUUGAUUUGCAGUGACUCUUGCCUCUUAGGGGACAAGUGGACUCUAGCAUCAGUAGUUAACAGAAACUACAGUAUGUUUACUGAAGUGCUUCGGAGAUCUGUUUCUAAAGUGUUUCUUUUUAUAUACAGCUUUAUGCCAUAUUCCAAUAAACCUAUAAACAGAUACUGAAA
Messenger RNA from Stegastes partitus (bicolor damselfish), 3740 nucleotides. Its product is annotated as ETS-related transcription factor Elf-1-like. The record is from RefSeq and is a predicted model, not a curated record. The coding region runs from base 505 to 1857 and encodes 450 amino acids. Gene Ontology annotation, molecular function: sequence-specific DNA binding; DNA-binding transcription factor activity, RNA polymerase II-specific. Gene Ontology annotation, biological process: cell differentiation; regulation of transcription by RNA polymerase II. NCBI's taxonomy places the organism in Eukaryota, Metazoa, Chordata, Actinopteri, Pomacentridae. Gene Ontology annotation, cellular component: nucleus. The transcript has 8 exons.